This is a messenger RNA of Neocloeon triangulifer, 1324 nucleotides long. Its product is annotated as dnaJ homolog subfamily C member 25 homolog. The record is from RefSeq and is a predicted model, not a curated record. NCBI's taxonomy places the organism in Eukaryota, Metazoa, Arthropoda, Insecta, Ephemeroptera, Baetidae. Gene Ontology annotation, cellular component: endoplasmic reticulum membrane. The coding region runs from base 227 to 1231 and encodes 334 amino acids. The transcript is spliced from 7 exons. Gene Ontology annotation, biological process: protein folding.
GUCCUUGAAAAACAGGCUGUUUUUGCCGACAGCCGUGUUGGCUGUCGUCGAUUGUGUGCCUGCUUUUUGCAAAUUCGCGUGAAUCGAGGAAAGCACUGAACCGAAAAAUGCUCAGACUGGAGAUGUCGCGACCGUGGAGUCUUUGAACCGAUGAAUUCUUCUCAACUUUACUGACGGAAAGCUUGACGCUUUUGCCCCAUAAACCUCAGCUCUGAAAUUUUCAAGGAUGGUGCGCCACGUGUUGAGCGUGGCCUUAGUUUUGCUGGCGGCGACCAGCAGCGUUUCGGCGAUGAUCGAAGGACUCUACUGCGGCAAGGAAAACUGCUACGAUGUUCUUGGCGUCACAAGGGAUUCAAGCAAGAGCGAAAUUUCAAAGAUUUACCGUCAGCUUGCUCGAAAGUACCAUCCGGACAUGCACAAAGAUCCGGAGGCAAAAGCCGAAGCUGAAAUAAAAUUCAAAGAAGUUGCCACGGCGUAUGAGAUUUUGAAAGACAAUGAGUCUCGCACGGAUUACGACUACAUGUUGGACCACCCUGAGGAGUACUACAGCCAUUACUACCGGUACUAUCGCAGACGCGUGGCUCCCAAGGUGGACGUUCGUCUAGUCAUCGCCGUCACCAUCACCGUGGUGUCGGCCAUUCAAUACUUCAGCGCACACCAGAGGUACGAGUCUGCAAUAAAAUACUUCAUGACCGUGCCCAAGUACCGCCACAAGGCCAUCGACAUCGCCACCAAAGAAGGGUUGUUCAACACGGACAAGAAGGCGACGAGAAAAAUGAGCAAAGCCCAGAUCAAGGAGGAGGAAGAGGCGGUCAUACGAAGCGUCCUCGAGAACAACAUGGACAUCAAGGGCGGUUACGCUAAGCCAGGGGUGCAGGACAUUCUGUGGGUUCAGCUGGUCGUGUUUCCCUACACAGUGUUCAAAUACUGCAAGUGGUACUUUGCGUGGAUAUACAAAUUUAAUAUCAAGAAGGAGCCCUACGGAGUGGUCGAGAAGGUCUACCUUAUUAGGAAAAAUAUGAAAAUGGGCGAAUUUCAAUACGAAUCCCUCGAGGAUAGUGAAAAGGCGCAGCACUUGAAAAAGGAACUUUGGAUAAGAAGCAAAUUCUUAGUGUGGCAAAAGGAGAAAGAGGAGGAGAUGAAAGCCCAGAUGGCAGAAAGUGCAAAAUACAAAGCCUACAGGCGGUACAUGAAGAACCAUGGACCGGGCAGGAUGACUUUCGAGGACUGAUCUGACAAGGGCAAUUUAAAUUUGACCUCCACUGUUUCAUUAUUUAUUAAGUUGUGUUGAGUGUUUUGUAAUUAUUAAAAAAAAAAACUAUUA